Molecule: messenger RNA, 3182 nt
Organism: Helicoverpa zea (corn earworm)
Lineage: Eukaryota; Metazoa; Arthropoda; Insecta; Lepidoptera; Noctuidae
Exons: 7
Coding region: 41-1489 (482 amino acids)
Source: RefSeq, a predicted model, not a curated record
GAGCCGAGCGCCGCGCACGCGCACACAGUGAUGCGCCGACAUGGCGGACGCCGAGCGAGCCGACACGUACGACGCGCGCGCCACCACCGCCACCGUCUCCAGCCUCAAGUCCGAGGACUCCACUGAACAGUUGAUAUGUAAAACCCCUCAGAAGAAAGUUAACAAAGUGAAAAAAGACAAGAGUGUAAGUUCUAAGAGUGUCGAAGCGGGCAGUGAUGAGCCGACUCGCAGGCGCCUCGUGGUGUUCCUGGGGCUGGCGCAGGUGGUGCUGGGCGCGCUGCUGGUGGGCGCGGGCGCGCUGGCCGUGGUGAAGGGCGCGGCGCUCUCGCGCGUGGGCGCCGGGCUGUGGGCGGGCUGCGUGGCCGUGGUGGCCGGCGUGGUGGGCGUGCUGGCCGGCAUCAACGACUGCUACGGCCUCAACGCCGGAGCCAAUGGGAGUCCCCUACUGACAGCAUUCCUGGCGCUGUCGCUGCUGUGCCUCGCGUGCGGCAACAGCGCCGCCGUGCUCGCCGCCACCGGCUUGCAGCGCGACUCGCUGCGCCAGCCUACAGCGCACGCUAGCUUCGAGGAUGAAAUGGAAGCGUGGACGCCAGUCCUCACAAACAUCGCCCUCCUCAUCAUCGCGAGCGUGCACUGCGUGGUGUGCAUCAUCAGCAUCGCGCACGUGGCCAAGCGCGUGUGUCCGUGCCUGCGCCCCAAGCAGCCCUUCGACCACAACCAGUUCGAGCCGGGCGCUCCGCCCCACCAGCUCGUCAUCAAGGUGGACGAUGUAGCGUAUGCUCAGGAUGCGGAGAGAGCAAGGCAUCACGAGCUCUGCAAGGAGUUAGAGGUUAAACUGCAGGGGGAUACUAUGAAGAAGAAGAAGGAGGAGCCAGAAUUCGGCAGCGCAAACAGCAAGGAGAAGCUGGUGUCUCGCUGGCUGGGGCGGCAACAGACACCGGCGGGACCCACGGGACCCGCUGUGGCGGCGGGGGCCCCGGCGGUGCUGGUGGGCCCGCCACCCGCCGCGCGCCGCCGCGGCGUGCGCAAGCCGAGGAAGCCGCCGCCGCUCGUGCUGCUCCCCGCGCACCCCGCUAGCACGCUGGGCCGCGUCCCCGCUGCCUGCGUGGUGAUGCCGCCGCGGUACGCGACGCUGCCACUGCCGCCUGCGACGUAUGCGCCCGGCCCUCUCUACUACCCCGUGCAUGACGCUCGCGUGCGCCGUCGUCGAUCGCCGCGCGCGACCACGGAGCGGCGUCGUCGCGAGGGGCGCGAGCGUGAGUCGCAGCUGGCGCGCUCGCUGGAGAGGAUCCACCGCAAGCGCCGUGCGGACCGAGAACACCUCACCGAUGCUGACCUCAAGAGGACGUAUACGGGUCUUGACAGAGCAUACGCGGAGCAGUUCAUAGCAGUAUGCGACUCGAGCCGGCACGCGGCGGAGCAGCACGACUCGCUGGCCAGCACGUCGGCCACCAGCGACUCCAGCCACUCGCAGCCGGAGCUCGCCUAGCACAGCUUACAUACGUUUUACUUGUAAAAUGUAUGACAACUAACAUUCAGCCCACAGCGAUUACAGGCUAAGGGCUUGCGUGCCAACUUGCUAAGCAUGUUUAGCCGUCUCAUCUAUUUAAAAUUGUCAAAACUAUCUUGUAGCCUUUAAAUGUGUUUAGCGAGUGGUCGCGCAAGUGAGCCUUAAUCUACAUGAUAUUGACAGGUUUUAUAAAUAAAAUAGCGUCAAAUAACGAUCAUGUACGUAACAAACGAAUGUUUAGUAUUUAGUCAGUAAGAUGUUAAAAUACUCUUCGUUGUAAGUCAACUAACUGUCUAAGCAUAUCAUACCAAACUUAACAAUAUAGCUUUAUAAGGUCGCAAUACGUUAUCGUAAAUUGUAAAUAUUUCCACUAACUUAAUGUUAACAUUCAUUAACUGCACGAAUCAUAAUUGGAACAUUUAUCAUAAUUGACAUAUUCUGCUCAUUGGAUCGGUUAUCGUCAGGUUCCGAUAGAUGUGUCUAUUUAUAUCACAGCGUUAUUAUUUUAAUUGCAACAUUGUUGGUAUUCGAUUGUACUAUUUGGCCUAUAAUUUCAUAUUUGAGAAGUCGCAAUUUACCUUUAACCGCUAAACCCGUCCAUAAAAAUUAAGUUUUCAAUCCACUUUAUGUGGACGAUAUUAUUUCUGGUCUUUCUUUAAUUCGCUUGUCAGAGAUUCCAAUCAUUUCAUUCAUUUAAAUCAUUAAAGUUUUGCAGUUCAUUCAUCAUUUUGAAUUAGGGAUACGGCAACAAAUGGGCCAGUCUUCAUAGACAUAUUAAAUUUAGUUAUUGUACACUUUACUAUAAUACGUAACACUUACUAACUUAUGACAAUUUGUAAACUUGUACGUAUCGUCAAAUAUCUGUGUUAUAUACUAAUUUAAGUCUUAUUUAUCUAGUUUUACAGUCUUUAUUUGUGAAGUUAUUUCCUAUAACAACUUUAAUGAAAAUUGGUAAUUGUCUUAAAUAAAAUGCGAUUAAAUUCAUUACUUUUCAGAACUCUUGUCAAUUGUGAAUUAAAGUUAUCAUAAAAAAUACUUCACAUAACUUUAUAUAAAAAUUAUUAUAAUUUAGUUCAUAUUCCUAGAUUAUAAUGUCAAGUACACGUGUGUAUAAAUAAAAGGAAAGUCAUAUGUACCUAAGCGGUGCCAAAUUGCGAACCUAUUGGUGUAAAUAUUUGCUUCUAAAUUGUUGCUCAAUUUGUUCUUAUACAAUUGUUGAAAUUAUUUAUUAGGAUUAUUAAUGUUUUCUCAUUUCGCUUAGCUACUUAUUUAAAAUGCAGUUUUGUAUCUUAUUAGAACCUUACGGUUAAUUUUCUCUGUAUAUUUAAGGUUGACAUACGUUUCAUUUGGUUUACGCAAACCUAGGCCUUAGAGUUAGCCAAAAUGUAUCGUAUGUCCCGGUUUUCAAACUAUACGUAAACUUUAUAUUAGUUCUAGUUCUAUACAAAUACUUUAAGAACCUAUAUUUGUAACAGAAGUACUUAGAUACUGUAAUAUACGAUUGUAAAUAAAGUUAUAUUCCUUAGUUAUCGGUGUAUCAUAUACUUAAGCUAGGUGUAGGUGGGGAGGAAUGCUCCGUGACUGCUUGUCUAUGGUCUACUGCUUGACGGUUAUUUAUUGUGGACAGGCGCUGCUUGGAUGACGACACGAAUACAUUUUACUUUUUAUAAAA